Staurois parvus is the source of this 1401-nucleotide messenger RNA. NCBI's taxonomy places the organism in Eukaryota, Metazoa, Chordata, Amphibia, Anura, Ranidae. The record is from the annotation of a GenBank genome assembly.
AUGAUCCAUCUACUUUGUUCUGUGGUCCUGGUGGCACUUUCUAUAGAAGCUGCUCCUCAGAAAGAUCAGAUCAACCACUUGCCUGGCCUGGAUGAGGAGCCAUCUUUCCUGCAGUACUCUGGGUACCUGAAUGUACCAGGGGGCAAAUAUUUACAUUAUUGGUUUGUGGAGUCCCAGCAAGAUCCCAGCUCUAGUCCAGUGGUCCUGUGGCUGAAUGGAGGUCCUGGUUGCAGCUCCCUUGGAGGUUUCCUAAAAGGACAUGGCCCUUUUCUGGUUCAAGAAGAUGGCCACACGCUGAAGAGCAAUCCACAUUCCUGGAAUAAGAUUGCAAAUAUGCUGUACCUGGAAUCCCCAGCUGGGGUUGGAUUUUCCUAUUCUGAUGACAAAAGAUAUCAAACAAAUGAUACACAGACUGCUCGGGAUAACCACAUGGCAUUAAAGGAUUUUUUCCACCAUUUUCCAGAGUUCAGUGGAAAUGAUUUUUACAUUGCGGGGGAAAGUUAUGGAGGAUUUUAUGUUCCUUAUUUGGCGGUAGAGCUAUCCAAUGAUGAUAGUAUAAAUCUGAAGGGUAUUGCUAUAGGAAACGGACUGACUAGUUAUAGAAUGAACCAUGACUCUCUUAUGUACUUUGUAUAUUAUCAUGGUCUAAUUGACACAGAAUUGUGGUCAGAUAUGCAGUCUGCCUGCUGUAAGGAAACAAAAUGUAACUUUAUGGACCUGAAGAAUCAGCAGUGUGUGCAAAAAAUGAGAAUUGCCAGUGUCAGUUUUCAUCAACUGAAUAUAUAUAAUUUGUACAAGCCAUGCGAAAAUGGGGAACCCGGACAAAUUAGGGAUUUAGGAGACCACGUUGUAGCAUACCAUCCUGGUGUAUACAACCCUGAAAUCCAUUCCCGUUUCCGUGCGAAACUGAAAAAGUUCUCUGAGUUAAAGAAGCCAAUAAAACUGGGCAUGCCCUGUGCAAAUUACACAAGAAUCAACACCUACCUAAAUAAACCCGAUGUGCAAGCAGAACUGCAUGUCAAGAACCCACAGACAGGCUGGACCUCAUGUAGUGAAGAAGUGUUUGGACUUUUUGACAGUGAUUCGGAGGAUGUACAAGAUCAGUACUUGGAACUGCUGAAGAAGGGCUACCGUAUUUUUGUAUACAGCGGAGAUAUAGAUAUGGCUUGCAAUUUUCUGGGUGUUGACUGGUUCAUAACCUCGCUUAAACUAAAGAUGCAGGUACCCUACAAUGUAUGGUGGUACACAGGGGAGGAUCCUCCACAGGUUGCGGGUUUUGUGAAGCAAUAUGCCAAUCUUACUCUUCUGACUGUGAAGGGAGCCGGUCAUAUGGUACCAGAAGACAAACCCGAAGCAGCUUUCAUCAUAUUCCAUCAUUUUAUCAAUAAUGAACCCUUCUAG